ACGUGGCUGCGAGUGUGUGUCCGUGUGUCUCUGUGUGUGUGUUGGUGACAGAUGACAAAAUGAGAUGAGACCCCUCGGACGGGAGCGGCCACCCGGCUGCGCAGCCUGAUUGCCAGCCUGGUCCCUGCCCACCGCUGCCCAGCGCCGGGGACCGGCCCGAGCCCCAGCAUCCCCGCCAAGAUGCCACUGACCUGUGCCUCCACCCCACCUCUACACUGCCAUGGCCACGCUAGAGACGCUGCCCGUUCUUAGUGACCCAACUUACCCCAGCCCGGAAAACUUCCACAGUUUUGCUCCCCGGCCAUCCCAGCCCAUCUCCCAGAGCACCAUGGGGAGUGUAGGCAGCGGAGUGGCCAAUGACCAAGAGUUCGCCAUGAAGAGCGUGGGGACCCGGACACAGAGCAGCAGUCGGCAGACAGAGGGGUCUCGCAAUGGGUAUUCCACGCGUGAGAUCUCCAACCGCUACUCUGGUGAAGAGAAGACGUACAAGUCAGAGAAGGUCUCCAAUUCCCUCUACAUCAACGGUGACCUGCGCAAGAGUGAGAAGAUGAAGAUGGACAUCUGCGGGAACGUGACCACCAACAAUGAGAAGAACAUGCCGCCUCCUCCCCAAUACCGAGAGCCCAGUAACCCACCAAAGAUAUUGCCAAUCUCCGGCAAACUAGACCAGAGCAAUGAGCCCUUAGUUAGACCCUCAGCCUUUAAACCAGUAGUUCCUAAAAACUUCCAUUCCAUGCAGAACCUCUGCCCACCGCAGAGCAACGGGGUGACAGAGAACAGAAAGAGCUUGAACCAUGCCAACAGCAAUAGCCCGUCCGCACCCAAAAGUGGACUCGACAAGAGCAGCCUUAACAGGACUACAAACCAAGUGGGGGGCCUUUCGGAUUCAGGCCGUAACUCGUUAACGAGCCUGCCCACGUAUGGGACAGGCUAUAGCCAGCAUGUGGGUCCAAUGAGCGCCUCCACGAGCCACAUCAACCGCAUCGGUACGACCUACGUGGACAAGAACAUCGUGGGAUACAAUGGGAUAUCUACCUCAGACAGCGGGCGGUCUUCGAGCAAGAGCACCUCUUCGUUCAACAGACUGAACCAUCUAAACGAAACUAUGCCUUUCCACUCGCCUUCGACAGAUGACAUCAUCCAAGACCUGGAAGACCGGCUGUGGGAGAAGGAGCAGGAGGUCCUCCAAAUGCGAAGGAACUUGGACAAAAGUGAGGCAGCCAUCUUCCAAGUCUUUGAGGAGAAGCAGAAGAUCUGGGAGAGGGAGAUGGAGGACCUGAGGCAAAACUAUGCCAACAAAUUGCAGCAGGUCUCCAAAAAGGCACAGCGGGCUCAACAGGCCUUGCAGCUCCAAAUCUUCAAGCUCCAGCAGGAGAAAAAAAAACUCCAGGAUGACAUGGGACAACUCCUCCAGCAACGAGAAGAGCUAGAGAAGAAAUUUGUGGCUUUUAAGAAGGAGCAGGCUGAGUUUCUCCCGAAGAUUGAAGAGACCAAGUGGGAGGUGUGUCAGAAGGCCGGUGAGAUCUCUCUGCUCAAGCAGCAGCUGAAGGACUCCCAAGCAGAUGUCUCCCAGAAGCUGAAUGAGAUCGUGGGGCUGCGGACACAGCUCAAGGAAGGUAAGAACUUCCUACGGGAGAAGGAGGAGCAGAUCCUCACCCUGAAGGACUCCUACAGCUCCAAGAGUGUCAACCUGGAGAUCUGUGAGAGUGAGCUGCAGCGGAAGAUGAGCGAGGUCCAAGUGCUGAGAGAAAAACUGAACCACUGUGAGCUGGAGGUCUCUGGCCUGAAGCGAACACUUGCCAGCAUGGGACCUCCAGGACCUUUUGGUGGGGACCUUGGUGAGAAGCUGCGGGACCCACUGGCCUGUGAGAGCGACGAAGCCAAGAUGCAGCGGCAGAGUGAAGACAGCGUCAACACACUGCGGAAGGAGGUGGAGCGGCUCCAGACGGAGCUGAAGCUGGAGCGGCAGCAGCGGGAGCAGCAGGUGAUGGACUUCGAGGAAGAACGGCGCACAUGGCAAGAAGAAAAGGAGAAGGUCAUCAAGUACCAGAAGCAGCUGCAACUGAACUACGUGGAGAUGUAUCAGAAGAACCAGCUCCUGGAGCACAAGGUGAACGAGAUGAACACGAAGGCCACCAGCCCCCCGCACACCGAGGAGAAAAAACCAUGGACUCCCUCCAGACUUGAGCGAAUAGAGUCCACCGAGAUCUGAGGUGGGACCAACACAAUACAACAUAACAUUUUUAUUGCUGUGCAUGUACUACCUACUCAAGCCAGUGAUCUUUCGAAGGAUAAUACACUACCGUAGGAGUGGUGUGAGUCUGCUCCCACCAAGCUCCAUCACCCUUACUCUAUACUUCUGUGCUCCGUAGGUAAAAUAACUGUGGAUGUGCGUUAGUUUUCUAUCAAUAAUGCAACAUCUCUUCUGUUUUUUUCCCUAGUACAGCUGGUGAGGGUCUGUUGGCUCUUUUGUAAUCUGCCGUGACUGUUACUCCGCUAGAGGCUGCCAUCCUCUCUCCUACAAUUCACCCCUCUUUGGUUGGUUGUUUUGGAGGGUUGUAUUUGGUUUCUUUGGUUUUCCAAGCAUUUAUGUGCAGCAAAACAGUUCAAAGUGGCAGGUUUUUUUUCAGGGCAUUUUUAGCCACAUUGGCUAAUGGAGCAAAGCUCUCGGGAUCAUGAGCAAACUCACUGCUCUGUAUCAAGUAUCCUGUCUAGACAGUGGUCUUAGUGAAGUCAGUGAGAGGUUGGCCACUGAUUUCAGUGAAACCAGACAUAUCUCUACCAGAUGACUCCCUCUUGCCAGCCCAUGGCUACCAUGGUUGUGAGAGGUUAGGAAAUCCUUCAGGAGCAGGAGGAUCCUGUCCUGGUAACGCAAACCAACAAGGAAUGAUGGCCCAGCAGGAGCCUCUUUGGAGGCUCAGCAGAGCUUAACAUAUGCUGUGUUUUCAUUUUGUUGUGGUUUCCUUCCACAGUUCCACUCCUCUCCUGGGUUGUGACCAACAUUGGGAGUAGAAAUACCCUCCCACCUCUGCCUUGGUCCCCCUAUUCCUACCAUAUACUCAAGCUGGCUACAGCAAGAAAAUAACUUGCAAAUCCAAGCUAGUUUCCCUUUCCAAGAGCCCUCGCACUUCCCAAAGUCAAUAAAAUCAAGGUUUGGGGAAGGCUCCAAACCUGUGGGAUGUUUAUGCAAACUGAAACUUUAGCAGUUUGCCCCAGCAGAGGGGGGCAAUUGUGCUACCCCAUUCCCAAAGGAGAGACGCUUUGGUACACUCCCCCAGAGUCUACUUUAAGUAGGCCAGAGUCUACUUAAAAAACGGCAUCAGAGCCUCACUCAGGAGUUGCAGUGAGCACACAUCAGCAUUACAGCUAGGUUGCAACAGGGGGAGCAUCAGCCUUCAGUACAGCCAUUGCAAACUGCACCCAUAGCAAUCCCACAUGGAAUCACGUAUUCCAGGGACAGAGAUAACGCAGGCUUAGCUUAAGAAAAUAUUCAGCUACUAACUCUGAGCAUAAUAGCAGUCAUCAGGAGGGAAAACACUUAAGAUCAUGCAAGUGCUUAUGCCCUGGAAGAAUAAUAAUCAGAUCCUACAUGCACAGUCACCGAGAACGGUGCAGGCAGCAAAAACCAGCAUUCAGCUUGAAAAGGUGGGCAAAGUGGGCUGGAUUCUCCCUUUCAUGGACACUUUUUUACUGUGAUUCACAGUAAAGAGGAAAAAAAUGUUGCAAAGUGGGGUUUCCACUGCCUGGGCAGUGGCCAAAGGAUCAACACAAGUGGGAAUUUUGGCUCUUUGUUCUGGGGAGCAGCUAGAAGAAGAAAGUUAGAAUUAGCACUGAGAUGUCUGGGAAUGUAUGUGAGGUGACUCCAGGGAGACUUCGGCCAGCAAGGAAGAACCUUAGGGUGUUGAAGGGAUGAAGACCUUCCAAACAAAAGCCCCAAAGCUACACAUUUCCCAUGUUCCCUUCCCCAAAAGCUCCCCCUCUCCAUCACCAGGUCUGACCUUCAAGUUGGGAACAAACAUGGUGGUGAGCUUCAGAUGGAGCAGAGGCUGAACAGAAGAGAGGAGACCUCUGUUAGUCCCACCAACCUCCAGCCAAAUUCAGAAUUAAGAGGCAGGAACUGUUGGUGGCUGGCAGCGAUCCCUAGAGCUGAAUGUGCAUGAGAUGUGCACAGAUGCAGAUGUGCAAUGGACCAGGGCAUUUCAAGAUCCCAGUUGACGGCACCUGGCUUUUCCCAUCUCUUCUGCCUGUGCCUUUGGAGCUGGAGGAGGACACAACCUAUGAGUCUGGAAAACACCAGGGCAGCUCAGGUUAAGCCCCUCUCUCAGGACCAGCCAUAGAAAGGGGGACUAGGUCAGCUUUGACCCCUGAAGGGUGUGGAGAAGAGUCCCACUAUGGAUCCUGCAGAUGCUCCCAGUGCUCUUGGACAUCAGCCUGCACACCCCACCGAGGACAGAGUGCAGCUGCCUGCGGGUGCCACCCAGCAGCAGACUUCACCAUGCCAAGGGAGACACACACAUGCUCCACGCAAGCUUACACUCGGCCAGGCAAGUCCUAGAGCUUUGUCCAUUUCACACACUGGGCCUUCAAGAUGGAGUCAAACAUCCCACAAUGUCAGGCUUGGAGAUCUGGUGUCUUGAGUCAUCUCAGCUUUCUGUGCUUCUAUUUCUACAUCAGACAAACGCACGUUGUCUUCCUUCCCAAAGCAGCUGUGGUGCAUCUGUGCUUGUGAAGGGUUUUGCAGCCCUUGGGCAAAAGGGCAAAGCAUAGAGAAAUUGCAAGAGGCUUAGACUCAGAUGGUUGCAUGCUAGUUUUGAGGCCACCGCAUGAAAAGCAAACCCAACAGCAAGUGCCCUCACCACACCAUAGGUGUAAUAACCUGCAAGGUCACUUCUACCUGUGCUCCUCCUGGCCCCACUGACGUUGAGGUUGGUUUCCCACCAACCAUAGCAGAACCAGCGUGUCAGCCAGUGGUUCAAGAACACCCACAGGGAUUAAGUUUCAAGGAUCUGUUGUUGCUGUGGUGUGCACAAUUCCCCGCUGUAUUAACGCUCAAGAGGAACAGACACCAGCAUCACCCUGAGGGACACCUUCUCAGCAGAACUCCUUGCUAAUCCACAGGCAGGAGAAGCAGGGGCUUGUCUGCCCUCCCCACAUACCCGCAGCAGUCAGACAAGCCCUCCAGCAUGCUGAGUAUGUUCUGUUAUCUUUUUUCUAGAUCUUUUUUUGCAGUGGUGCAAGGAAUGAGUGUAUCUUGAUGGACCCAGUGAAAGCCAGAAGCAUAUGGGUUUGUCUGACUGCUGGAGAGUGCUUGAUCACCCAGGGACUUAAUGGCCUCACAGUGCAUCCAUCAGGGACUGCAGAGCAAUAUGGGAUGGAGCAGGAGUGGCAAGGAGAGAUUUUCCACCUUGGAGGAGGAAAGGUACACUUGCUUCACCUUCUUCUUCACUGCAUCACUUUAAUCUACAAUUUUGAUCCAGACCUGAGCAACCCCGAUUGUGGCCAUUCCCUGGAUGACAGAGAGCCUUGCAGACACCCGUUAAGACACUGUGUCACUGAUGGGGGUGUUCUCUUUCUUGGGAUUCACCCAGCAUCCCAUCCCCCAAGCACUCAGCUGUCCUGCAGAAACCAACUCCCUGUGCUACUACGGUGACAUAAAAUACAGAUGGUUUUGGAAAAUGCCCCAGCCAAGCUGCCAUGCAGGAUUCCUGUUCUUCAGGAAGCAUUCAUGGUAGUUUGGCUGGGGCACCUGCCUGAAGAACAGGAAUCCUCCCUACAACUAAGGUGGAUGGACUCCUCCCCAUCAUGUCCUCUCCCAUGUGUGAGCACUGUGUGGCCACAUGGUGGUAACCAGUCUUUCUCAGAGGUGACUGUUCUUUGCUUAGCAGAGGUGGAGAAAAAUGAUGGUGGGACACCUGGGUUCCUGUCAUUUGUGCUCAGACCUGGCCCAGAUGGGAGCUCACCUAGCUCUUCCCAGAUCUUUUACCCACUGACAGGAUGAGGUCUUCCAUCACAAGCUAGGUGUGCAUUGAGGCCCUGGGGUCUUAGUCUUGGAGCAAGAUAUACAAGGGGUGCUAGACUAGUGUUUUGACGACAUAUCCCAGGAACGGCCAAGGAGACUGACAUCAUGUCUUUUAGAGGCUCAGGCAGGGCUGAUAAAGUAUUUCUAUCCCAUGAAACUCAACACAGAGUUUGGGCUUGACUGUAACCCAGCCAUCUCCUCCAUCUUUGCUCAACCAGCUCUGGAGCUGAUGGGAUUCAGUGUGACAUACUGGCUCCCAUGUAAUUCUCCAAGUACCACCCUCAACAUUUUUGCACGUGGUUAGUGUCUCUCCUGAAACAAGUCAUCUCUAACUUGCCAUUGGCCAACAGCAAAAGCUGUGGUCACGAGGGUCUCAGGUCAGUUGCCCACACAUGAGGUCCAGAGACAGAGAUGCCCUGGGGUACCUGAUACAUGGGGCUGGCCAGCACGACCCAAGAUCUAUAGGAGACCCAGGCCAGUGGUGGGAAGACCUGGAGCACCUCUAGUGGCACAUCACCCACGUGCGAGCAACUGAGUCAUGCUCCAAGCAUAUCCACAUGGCCAUUAUAUGAGCAAACAGGACACUGGUCAGCUCCAGCAAUUCCCAUCCAUGAGGAUCUGGGCUAAGCAGGCUAUCCUGGUGCCAGGGAAGGUCUAAGCAGCCCCCUCUUACCACUGGCUGUGAGUAGGGCUGCUCUGCUCCACCAUCAUGUUGAUGUCACUGUAAGAUGCUGACCCUCCUGGGCUACUUCCCCUCAGACAGCCAACACUCCUGUCUCGCCCUGAGGGUGAACACUGCAACCAUUGCACGUUGUUGUGCUUCACACAGUCCCACUUAGCUUCUGCCACUGCCUUGUGGCAGACGGCUGCACUGUUCCUGCUGUCAUUGGCAUCGUGCCGGAGGGAGAUCACCUCCGGGUUUCCACACUCAAGAUAGGAAUCAAAUUGUUGCUCCUAUGCUGCUAUGUUAUAUGGAGACAAGUGUACUUGGAUGUAAAUAACAGCCCAGCUCUGCAGAUACAAAGAUUAAAUGAGCAGACAAGAAAUCUCUGGGGCUUCUAUAUUGGUAAGCGGGAUCAACAGGAGCAGCCAAUACUGUGUUUGAGUGCUGAGUGCUACUCGGAGGGUGCUGAGCACCCCCUGAGCUUUUGCUGGCUGCACUGAAAAUGGGGGCGGGGGGGGGGCUCAGCACCUCCCAGGAAGGCAGUCCACUUGGGAUUGACUCCAAGAGAGCUGCCUGGUGUCACUCUGUCCUGCUUUGCUGCUCGCUGACAUCCUGCACUAGGAUUUGCAAUUGUCCCCUGGUUAAGGCUGAAGUCACCUCUGCCCAUCCUCGUGUUGCACCAAAAUCCCUUGCAGACAGAGCCCUGCUGCCCAUGAGCUCUGCCCAUGGAAAGGACCACCCCACCCCACCCCUGCAGUGGCACUUUAUAGCUUGCUCAAGACAGCGAGCUCAUGAGCAACAUGACCAAAGAUCUCCGAAGGGCACUGGACUGCGUGCUUGGAGCUGCCUCCCGGUUUUCCUGGGGAGGGAUGAGGCUGGUGCAGGCCGGAAAAGAGGAACGAGAGCUGGCAGGGGACAGGAGAGGGCUUGGAUUUCCCUGUGUCCCACUUGGGAAUGUUUGCAGGUCCAUGAGGGGCCUCUCUUGUGCUAGAUAGGACAGGAUGGAAAGGAGUUCCUGGGUGAGCCGAUUGUCCCCAGUUGGUUACACCAGCAUCCUCCAUAGCUGUGCCAACUAGCUCCCCACACUGCCCAGGGAGAGUGUGGACCGGCAGCUGUUCCCACGAGGCAGGAUGGAUGCAAUUCCCCUUUUUUCCUGGGGAUAAAAGAGGAUGCAUGCCAAGCCAUUACACUUGUCUUCAGGGCAACAGGUCUCCUCUAGUUUAGCAACAGGUGUUGCAACAGGGUCCAGUCAAGGGUUUGUUCUGGCUCAGUGUGAACUGGCCAGGAGAAUGUGUAUCCUGAGAGCUGGUGGUCCUGCUGGCUGCCCCCUUGAUAUCCUCUCCCCAGCUCACCCCAGGGUGUCCUCAGCACCCUCCUUACCAGGGAACCAUCUUCUGAGCUGAAGGCACCACGGGCUUUGCUUCUCCUGCUGAAGGCAUCUCUGCCCACCUUAGCUCCAUGAAGCCUCCUGAACCUGGUCCCAGCCUUGGCAAGUGGAGCAUGGGUCAGCGGGAGAUCUGUGCUCCUCCGCCCACAGUGCUCCUGUGGAUGGGUUCUCAGCUGGCCCUGGGCACAUGCCUUUUCACCACUCCUCUGCUCCCCAGCUCUGCUCAGCCUUCUCCACUCCAUUCCUGCCAAGACCAUGAGAGCCUGCUGACGUGCAGUGCCAGUCCUCACUCCUGUCCUGGAUGGGAGCAGGUCCAACUUGCCGUUACUUUAACCCAACCCUUCAGCCUAAGCCUUGAAAGCCACUUUAUAGAGUUACUUUUCAUCAAGCCCCCUUGCUAAAAAUCUGCUCAUUGUGUUGCCUGUGCCCUGUUCCUCCUCUGCCCCAGCUCUCCAGAUUCUCCUGCCUCCUUUUGGAUCAUCACCCAUUGUCCCAGGAACAGUCAGCGCCUCUCCCAAUACUCUCCCAGAUACAUCUGAACAAGCCAGAACUGAAACCCAAAGCUGCCCCUGAGAGUGGCGUGCCCUGAUGUUGCCCUCAGAGGAGCUUUCUAGGCUACUGAUCCUCACCUCUUCCAUCCAUCAUUCCCAUGUCAGCUAGAUCAGCUUUACCUCCAAGAGCAACCUUGCUUCUCGGUGAAGGACAUCCCUGUGGCUUGCAAUCACUUGCCACCAUUGCAUGGGGCUUCACACCAUGGCAGCACCACACCCAGCCAGCUCUGGGGCCUCCCCGGUCCUUCCACCCUCUGGAAAGACAGUGGGGUGAGGAGUGUACGAGCAUCCCUGGUCUGUAGGGGUACGCAGCGCCCAUGCCACAUGGUCCCCAGUGUAUUGAGGGGGUGGGAUCACAUCCAGCUGUUUGCAGAUGUUGGCUUCCCGAUAGGAUGUUCUAUGCUGGCAGUGCAACUGCCAGCAACACCAGAAAUGAGCUUCUGCAUUUUCAGGAUAAGCCUCCUCCCUGAUACUCCCAAUGAAGGGGAUAAUGUCAGGUCUGGAGCCUGGGACAAGCUAUAGCACACAGGGCUGUGUUUUCAUGGCUCUUUUACAGAUCUGUUUUCUCAGGCAGAAAGUCUCUGCUUUCUGUCACAAAGCAAUAGGUUUUUCUAGAGAGAGUUAAAAGGGACUAUUCCCAACUCUGAUACCUACAGGCAAGCCAAUGUUCCCUUGCAUACCUUUAUAGCUCCAGCCCUAGGCUCUCCUCCUUUGGAAAGGGAGUCAAAGGCCAGUCUGGCUCCCACUAACCACCAAUGGUUUGAGCUAGGUGGUCCCCAUUUGUCUGGAGAGCCCAGAGCUGCCGAUGUCCAGCAGUCUGGGUCCCCAGGAGGUGUGGUCCAUCCCCCUCUGGUGCCCAUCCUAUGACUGUUACUGGGUCCCUGCAGCAGGUCUUCUCCAUCAGCUCACACACGUGGGAGCCGCCGGGUCCCAUGGGGUGACUGAGCUCACAGAGUCACAUUUGGUGACAGCCACACACCAGUGGGAGACCAUGACAUGGGUGGGCUCUGCCGUUCCGGUAAGCCAGACUGUCCUAGGAGCCUUCUUGGAGUAGAAGGUCCCCUUUUCCCCACGGGUGGCACGUGGGUUCCCUUCCAGUGGCUGAAAGGGGACAAAACGUGCAUGGGCAGAGCUCCGCCACCGGUGCCAAAACGUCCUACCACCGGUGCAAAAAAAUGCUGCACAACCGACCAAUGUGUCUAUGCAGUCCCUUUCCACGCAGCGGUGUCCCCGCAGUGCCCAGCCCAGGGCUGGAGCUCCUCCAAGGUGUCUUCGUUUGCACUCACUCGGACCUGGUAAAUGCUGUGAGCCAAGAGGAAUUCCUCUUGGUCUUUGUCUUGCACCGGGCAGUACGCUUGCGAGGGUUUCCUCAUCCUAAAUUGAUGCACAUCGCUUAGUCACCUGUCUUGUGCGUCUGUUUUCCAGCAGAUCAAUAGGUGUCCCCCGCAAACCCAGCUCCCCCAGGGGAGAACGUCAGGUUGGGCCAGCCAGUGCCCCCGAGCAAGCCUGCUGUCUGAUUUCACCAGCAAUAACAGCCCUGCGGAGCAGCGGCCAGAGCUCUCUGCUGCCGCUACACCACCGGGCGAGGGCAAGCUGCAGGCUGUGUCUGUGUGUAGGACCUCUGCAUUAGACCCUUCGUCCAACGUUGUGGACCUCCCCAACUGUAAAUUCAGCCCCAGCCUUGUGCUUUCUUUCCUCUCGUUCGUUUUUCAAUGCCUCAGUCUCUCUCUGCUCUUACUGUGAAUUCAAACCAGAAGUGUUCUGAACUCGACUCUGUUACUGUUUUUGUUUCUGCGUUGACUGUUGCUGGUUCUCCGAACGGCGUUUAAUAAGACUUUGCAAAAAAAAAGAAGAAAAAUUUUAAAAAUAAUAAAAAAAUAUAUACAUAUAUAUAUAAAUAAAUAUAUAUAUAUACACACACGCUUAAAAAAUAAAGUAUUAAAAAAAGAACUCCAUAAAGCUGGGUGUCUCUCCUGUCCACCGGUCACUUCCAAACACCGUUGUCUUGACUUUGCCUCUGGUGUAUUUAAAGACAAGAGGCUGAAAAAGAAAGAGAUAAAACGCAGCAUUCUGGGAUUUUUGUACAGCAAAGGUGUAUCCGUUUCCCAAAUUCUUGUUAAAACUGUCCCACACUUCCCAACGUACUGCUAGUCUGUUGUAUGUUUCCAUGGGUUAUCAAGAUGUGAAGAGCUACUGCCUUUGCGAUUUUCUACAGUGACUAUAUAUAUAUAUAUAUCUGUACAGAGGUAUGUAUAUAUAUAAAUAUAUAUGAAGAUCUAUAUGUAUACGUAUCUCUCAUUCUCCUAUCUCUACCUGACUGUGAAGGAUUUUUAUUGGGCAAAAUAAAAUGGAGAAAGCCCCAUUUUAAAAACCUGA
Messenger RNA from Falco peregrinus (peregrine falcon), 10997 nucleotides. It is a transcript of the gene LZTS3, whose product is annotated as leucine zipper tumor suppressor family member 3. Lineage: Eukaryota; Metazoa; Chordata; Aves; Falconiformes; Falconidae. Gene Ontology annotation, biological process: regulation of dendritic spine morphogenesis. Gene Ontology annotation, cellular component: dendritic spine. Bases 221 to 2212 code for a protein of 663 amino acids. The record is from RefSeq and is a predicted model, not a curated record. The transcript is spliced from 4 exons.